CUCACACUACUAGCUAAGUACCUUCCCUUACCUACCUGCCGUAAACGUAACUCACCACUACAAACCACCAACCACCACCACUCACUGACUUUUCACAAGACACCUAUAUUAUAUAUCAGUGUCAACCUCCCUCGACGGCUUCUCCUUUCUUCCUUCUACACAUUCACCUCUUCCUCCUCCCGUUGACCUCGACUUUGAUCUUCAAUCCUCCUUCUCAGACAACCUCACACCCCUCACACCACCCAAAGUGAGAGUCCUCACCCUCCACCUCACCACACCUCACCCCCAACCGCCAAAAUGACCAUCCCCUGCGAACCCACCCCCCCCGCCCUCGCCGCCAUCAAAUGCGACCACGACCACCCCAUCGCCACCCCCCCCGCCCCUCCUCCCCCGUCCACCGCUUCGGCACCCUGGCCGUCCACGCCGGCUCCCCCCACGACCCCGUCACCGGCGCCGUCAUCGCCCCCAUCUCCCUCUCCACCACCUUCGCGCAGACGGCCGUCGGCGUGCCAGUGGGCGCGUACGAGUACUCGCGCUCCUCGAACCCGAAUCGUCAUAACUUCGAGACUGCCGUCGCGGCGCUCGAGCACGCGAAAUACGCUUUAGCUUUCUCCUCGGGGUCUGCUACUACUGCGGUUAUCCUGCAGAGUCUCGCAGCCGGAAGCCAUGUUAUUUCCGUCUCAGACGUCUACGGUGGCACGCACCGCUACUUUACCCAAGUCGCCCAAGCGCACGGCGUCUCCGUAACCUUCACCCCCGAAAUCGCCGUCGACAUCGCCGCCCACAUCACCCCCGACACAAAACUAGUUUGGAUCGAAACCCCCUCGAACCCGACAUUACGCCUCGUCGACAUCCGCGCCGUGACCGCCAAAGCCCAUGAGCACGGCAUCAUGGUCGUGGUGGACAACACAUUCCUCUCGCCCUACGUGCAGAACCCGCUCGACCACGGCGCGGACAUCGUGGUGCACUCGGUGACGAAGUAUAUUAAUGGGCAUUCGGAUGUGGUGAUGGGGGUUGCGGCGUUUAACUCGGAUGAGAUGAGGGAGCGGUUGGGGUUUUUGCAGAAUGCGAUUGGAGCGAUUCCGUCGGCGUUCGACUGCUGGCUCGCACAUCGCGGUCUCAAGACCCUCCACCUCCGCGCCCGCGAGGCAUCCACAAACGCCCAACUCGUCGCAGAAGCCCUAACCUCCUCCCCCCACGUCAUCGCCGUAAACUACCCCGGUCUAGACACCCACCCCCACCGCGCCAUCGCCCUGCGGCAACAUCGCAGCGGCAUGGGCGGCGGUAUGCUCUCCUUCCGCAUCAAAGGCGGCGCCUCCGCGGCCGAGAAAUUCUGCCAAGCCUCCUCCCUCUUCGUGCUCGCCGAAUCGCUAGGUGGAGUUGAGUCCCUCGUCGAGGUGCCGAGCAGCAUGACGCAUUCUGGCAUCCCGCAGGAGCAGAGGGAGGCGGUGGGCGUGUUUGAUGAUCUUGUUAGGAUUAGUUGUGGGGUUGAGGAUGGGGAGGAUUUGAGGGCCGAUGUGCUGCAGGCGUUGGAGAAAGCGGUGGUGUGGCCGAAGGUUGCGAAUGGGGUUGUGGAGGGGAUGGGGAAGGCGGCGCAGUAGGGGUAAUUUGGGUGCGUGGAUGUCGUGGAGGGGGGGGGGGGAGAUGCUUUUAAAAGCCUAUUUCGAAUCCCGUUAAACAUUAUUUUUUAUAUUUUCUUUUUUUUAUCAUGCUCACCUAGGAUAGGGUUAUUAUGGUUUCUUGUUUUUGCCAAGGAAAUGUGCAAGGGGGAUGGGGACUCAGAGAUGAAAUGGGGUGAAUAAAAAACAGACUGGGUUUUAUCUUUGCAUGCAUUAGACUUUUUAAAAUGCUUGUCUGUUCAUCUGCAAUUGUAGUUCGUAUCAUCGGUUUGAAUUUCUCGACUACCUAUCUACCUUCAAGGGCAUUAGAACCAGUCUCUUUAGUACAAUCCCCCAUCCAUCCAUCCGUCCAUCUCUCAUCAAUCCCAUAUAAUCUCCCCCAUCCAUCCAUCCAUCCGUCCAUCCCUCAUCAAUCCCAUAUAAUCUCCCCCAUCCAUCCAUCCAUCCCC
Molecule: messenger RNA, 2068 nt
Organism: Pseudogymnoascus destructans
Lineage: Eukaryota; Fungi; Ascomycota; Leotiomycetes; Thelebolales; Thelebolaceae
Gene: CYS3
Product: cystathionine gamma-lyase cys3
Exons: 1
Coding region: 345-1601 (418 amino acids)
Biological process (GO): transsulfuration
Cellular component (GO): cytoplasm
Molecular function (GO): pyridoxal phosphate binding; cystathionine gamma-lyase activity
Source: RefSeq, a predicted model, not a curated record